GCUCAUUUUACACCGAACAGUUCAAAAUUAGCAACUGCAUGGAAUACCAGAAUUUUCCUGGUUGGUCGGUUGAAAGUCCAACACUUCAAAUUUGAAACCAAACACCCGACGCAAACCGCCCGACCGCAUUUCGUCGCAACAAACCUCACACGCUUGCAUGCGUCGGUUCAACAUUUUAUUCUUACGUACAUAUCUCAGAGUCAAUGCAGACGGUCCUAGAUAAAUAACUUACGUGAGGUUAUACAACACAACGUUUUCUCCCUCACAACCGAAAGAAAGGAAACUAAUAAGUCUCUGUAAUUUCAGCAACCCAGGAACAAAUUGCUUCAAUGGCUUCCAAUGGGAAAUACGGCUCUCACCCUUACGCGCCCUCUGCGCCAUCCCUGCCCGAUUCCUACGGUCCCCAGCACUCCCAGUACUCCCAUGGUUACGGGCAGCCACAGCCGCAGCCGCAGCCACAGGGGUGGUCUUCUUCUUUUUCUUCAUAUGGGCAGUCGGGUUUUCCAGCGGGGACAGACCCGGCUGUGAUUAGAAGCUUUGAGAUGGUGGAUAGGGACAGGAGUGGAUACAUCGACGAGAACGAGCUGCAGCAAGCUCUGUCUUCUGGGUACCAGAGGUUUAGCCUCAGGACCAUUCGCCUGCUCAUUUUUCUCUUCAAAAGUCCCACGGAUUCUCUCAGAGUUGGGCCCAAGGAAUUUGCUGCGCUCUGGAUUUGUCUUGGACAAUGGCGAUCCAUAUUCGAGAGGUAUGACAAAGAUGGGAGUGGAAAGAUUGAUUCGAUGGAACUCAGAGAUGCACUCUACUACGGUCUAGGCCUUGCCAUGCCACCUUCUGUUCUUCAACUUUUGAUUUCCAAGUAUGAUGAUGGAAGUGGCCGCAGGGUUGAACUAAACUUUGACAGUUUCGUGGAAUGCGGGAUGAUUGUGAGGGGUUUGACCGAUAGGUUCAAAGAGAAAGAUCGGCGGUAUACUGGUUCAGCAAAUUUUGGUUACGACGAAUUUAUGUCUAUGGUCAUCCCAUUUCUUGUGUCGUACAAUUGAUUUAGCCUUCCUCUUUGCAAAAUGAGAGAGAAUUUUUGCUAGAGAUUGAAUUGGAACGGGCGCUCUACUUAUUUUCUUUACUCGUGUCGGACUAGGUAAAUGAAUGAGGAAGGAGGAGAGGAGAUGGAAACCUAGAUUAUUACUUUCUGCUUUUGAUCUCUGUUGUUGUAUUGGUAUGAUACAAGCAUACCUCUAUAUAUAUCGAGUUUCUCAUUGGACACCUCUUUCAAUGCAUGUAGAAAACUUACACACCAAAAUGGUAAAAAAAUCAAACUUCUACUAUUAAGCCAUACAUUUUUUA
This is a messenger RNA of Malus domestica (apple), 1341 nucleotides long. NCBI's taxonomy places the organism in Eukaryota, Viridiplantae, Streptophyta, Magnoliopsida, Rosales, Rosaceae. The record is from RefSeq and is a predicted model, not a curated record.